Messenger RNA from Plasmodium knowlesi strain H, 6093 nucleotides. Its product is annotated as SICAvar, type I. NCBI's taxonomy places the organism in Eukaryota, Apicomplexa, Aconoidasida, Haemosporida, Plasmodiidae. The coding region runs from base 1 to 6093 and encodes 2030 amino acids. The transcript has 12 exons. The record is from RefSeq and is a predicted model, not a curated record.
AUGGCGGCAUCUAAGGGUGGAUUGUUGCAGCCUUGGUUGCAGAAGCAUACCAAUGUGGGAACUACCGUUACGGGGCAGGAUGCUGCGACGCGUGCGAGCGCCCUUACCACAAAGUUGAAGGAAGAUUUAGAGAAAGCAUGGGAAAAAUUGAAGAUUCCCCUGUCUGACGGGGGGUCUGCAGAAAUAUCUGGUCUGUGUACUGACGCGAAGAACCUUGUGGGCGCGGGGAGCGGUACGGAAAAGGCUGAGUACAUGCAGAAUUUAUGUAAAGGAAUCGCUGAAAUAAAAUAUUUCAGGAGUGGUGUAGAGACCAAGAGAACCACGGGAGAUCAGGGUAGACCAACUAACCAAGAUGGGACCCCGGAAAUUACGACCUUGGACGAUGAUGAAGCUUAUGCACGCUGUAUCGUGGGAUCCGUCGCUCUGAAUGAACUGUACGGAGAUCAUUGCCAAAUGGAGGGAAUCAUAGGAGAGAUAUCGUCUAAUGUGGACAAUAAAUUAGAGGGGCACUUGAGCAAGAAAGUGCUGGACCCUCAGCAGCAACUGAAUAAAUGUGAGGGAAUUGAUCCCAAACAUUUAAUGUUCGGUAAAUCCCUCCUCGCCAGUACAAUCAGAAAUUGGGUUCAGGGCGAUAGGAAGAAGGAGGACGAUUGGAAGAAGAGUGGGGAUCCGCGGGGAGCCUGGAGGGUGGGGUACGUGUGGAGGUACUGGCCAAAUGUCUGUGGGGGAAAGAAAAAUCGGGAGGAUGCGCAGUAUUUACAACAACAGAGAAAAAAUAAUGCAAAACAUAUGACAGAAUUCUUAAAAUUAGGCGAUGAUAAUAUCAGCAGUAAGGCAACUGCUGAUGGAAAACCGACUUUAGAAGAAAUAUUAACAGAAGAUGGAUACACCAUCCCACAGGACAGAAUAAUUAAAGUAUUGCAGGAUGCAAUGCAGAACGACAGUGCUGCUAGUCCUUCUUUUGAUUUAGCCAAGGCAAUAAUGGAGAAUGUAACGAAGGCAGCUGAGGAAACUGAGGCUCAGGAGUGCAUGAAAGACAGCAGCAAGGAAUUUUGCGUGCGCCUAAAAUGUGCAAAAGAACACUGGGAAUUGAAUGAAGGCCAGGGCGGCAACAACAACAGCGAUGAAUUGUGGGGAAAACGCGUGAAGAAUGAAUUUGACAAUCUCUUUACUCGGGGGACUGCUAGUAAUGGUGGCACCCAAGGUGCUAAAUGCGACAAGGACAAAGACUUAGAUAGUGCAAAUAAAGAAGCAUGCAAACACAUUACAGCUAAAUUAGAAAAUAUAUACACAACCACAGGUGGCAAACACCAAUUAUCUGAUCAAAUUGUACAAUGUCUUUUGUUAAGAGCUUAUGCUGAAAAAUUAAAUGAACGAGCAAAACAAGAAGGGUAUUGUGACAUACAACCCGGUAUAAAAAGGGCAUUCGAGUUUGCAAGCGCCAUUAAAACAACUAAUUGUAGGAAUAAUAAGUCCUGCAUUGUUUGCAACCUAAACGACUAUAACCAACUUGACAGUUGCCCCAUUGGCAAAGAUGCCACUGACAAAGUGAAGUCCAAAGUGGAUGAAUGGUUCAAGAACGAUCAAACGAAGAGCACGAAAAUGCAACAAACCUUGGCUGACUUCAAUAAAGAAAAUACCUUAUGCAAACGUAUACAAUGUGCAUCGAAGUGGUAUGAGAACAAGGGGAGUGGACAGAACAAAUUCUGGAAUGAGCAUGUGAAGAAAUUAUGGGAAGAAUUAGCAGGAGCAAUGACAACAGAUGGCAAAAAGGAAAACCGAGAAUGUGCUAAAGUGCCAGAUACCAAUGGUAUCAAUGGUACUAGUGGUCAAAGAGAAGCAACUCAUUCUGAAAAGACGGCGUGCAAUUAUUUGCAUGCCGGCUUAAGCAAGCUGUACAGCAAAGAUGCGACGUCGGCCGCCGCGCCGGCGGCGGCGACGUCGACGACAGUCGACGACAACAUCUUAAAGAACAACCCAUCGUUUAGACAAACGAUGGGUUGUUUUUUACUUCACGCUUAUGCAAAAAUAAUGAAAGAAAAGGCAAUUUGUAAUAUUGAUAAAGGGAUAACACAGGCAUUUGAGUCAUGGAAUGUAAGUUCUAAUGGUAAUUGCAAUGGCAAGGAACCUUGUGUUCCUUGCCAUUGGAAAGAGACCGACUAUGAGAAUUGCUCCAUUAACACAAGUGGCGCAGGCGCCACUGGCCACAGUGACAAGGUUGAGAACAAAUUGAAGGACAUCGUCCAUGAGAAGGACGGCAAAAUAGUGGCAAUGGCAGCGGAAGUAAACAAAAUAGAGAGUCUAUGCAAACGCUUCCAAUGUAUAUCUGAAAGAUGGUUAAAACAGAAAAACGGAAAAAAGGACAAAUCCUUGACAAAUGAAGACUGGAAGAAAGUGUGGGAAGGCGAUGACGGUGUAAAGAAUGAAUUAAAGGAACUCUCUCAGAAGCUGAAAGGGAAGAAUGACAGCCUUGAUCAAUACUGCAACGGUCUAGACGAUAAAACUGGAAAGGAUGCUUGCCUCCUUAUAGCAGCAGGAUUAAAGAACCUCUACGAAACUACGGGCAACGGUGACCCCAUUGAUGCAUCGUUUAAAAGAACGAUGCAAUGUGUUUUAUUAAAUGCCAUUGCAGAUGAAAUGAAGGAAAAACUUCCGUGUAAAGAGGAAAGGAGUGUACUGGAAGGGAUAAAUAAGGCUUUUGACAAUAGUGGUGAAAUUAAGAAUAAAAGUAGCGGUUGCAAUGAUGUUAAUAAAUGUUUUACGUGUGAGAGGUUCAACGAAUAUAGAAGUUGCCAGAUUAGAGAAAAUAGCAGCACAUUGAAAGUAACGAUGUUAGAAGGCAAAGUAGAUGACGUGCUCAAGAACGGUGCUAAGGAAGAAAUGAAGAAAAUUAAGGAGGUAGCUCUUAAGGAAAUAUGUAAACCUUGUACAAAUAAUGGGGAAACACUAUGUAAUCAACUAGAUUGUAUAAGAAAGAAGUGGGGACAAAUUAGGAACCAGGGGGAUGGAGCCAGCUGGGAUGACAUGAGGAGUGAUUUUGAAAAGGAGUUAAAAGCACUGCUGACAUACAUGAAGGAGGAGACUAAUCAGAACGCCGUUGCCCAUCACUGCAGCGGUCAUACUGCCGCCGGCUGGGAAGCCGGCGCUGCAAAAGAAGCUAAUGAAACUGCUUGCAAGCUCAUUGCAGCGGGGCUGCAACAUAUAUCUAAAAUUCAGCAUGAAUAUAAUGAGAGCGGUACGAAACCUGAGGAAAAUAAAAACCCUUACGAUAAUCAAGAGUUUAAACAAUUAGUUUCUUGUUUAAUGUUAAAAGCCGUCGUACAAAAAAUGAAAGAAGACAGCAAAAUUUGUGACAUACAACCGGGAAUAGACGCCGCUUUUAAAGCGGCAUCCCAAAUUAAAAACGACCAUUGCACGAAUGAUAAACCAUGUAUCGUCUGCGAAAUAGGCCAGGACGAUAAGGACAAACUUGACGGGUGCACAAUUGGCAGUAGCUCAAAGGACAAAGUAAAGGACAAAUUGAAUGACUUGCUGAACAGUAUGACAAAUAAGCCCAACGUCGAUUCCACCCUCAAGGAAGUACUUAAAACAGACCAACCCAACGGGGUACCCCUCUGUAGUCGUCUCCAAUGUUUAGCAUCUCGAGUUCAGCUGAUCAAGGGCCAACACAAUGCGGACGACUUUUGGAGGAAGGAAGGCGAAGUGGGACAACUUUGGACAGAACUAUCCAAGGCAAUGACAGAGAAUGGCACAACGGAACAACCGGAAUGUAAUCAAGUGGAUGAUAAUAGAACACCCACCGAACCUGAAAAGAAGGCAUGUCAAUAUCUUACAGUAGGUUUCAACCAACUAAAACAAAAUUCAACGAAUGGAGGAAAGUACAAAAUCCUGUCUCAUCACCCACUGUUAAGACAAACAGUGGGUUGUUCACUCCUUAAGGAAUAUGCAAAAAAAAUGAAGGACAAAUCAAAAUGUCUUAUCGAAUCAGGAAUAAAAAAAGCUUUUGAUCCAUGGAGUGGGAGUAUUACUAAGGAUAAUUGCAAGGGCGGUAGCCCGUGCAUUGAAUGUAAAUGGGAUGAUAGCGAUUAUGAAGGUUGCACUGUUGAAAUUACCGCAAAUGGCAGCAAAUCGCAAGCAAAAACCAAAGUUCAAGACAUGGUCAAGAACAGCACUUUAACUACCACCAUGAACGACAUAAACAGAACAGAAUCUUUAUGUGAUAAACUCAAAUGUGCCGCACCGAAUUGGUUCAAGAGGCAGAAGGAUUCGAAGACAAAUGGAAACACCGCGUCGACUUGGUGUGACUUUUGGGAUAGGGCUGUUAAGGAGGCACUGACGAAGCUGUUCGAAGAAAUCGAGAAGAAUGGAAAGGACAAAUCAAAGCAUACUAAUGGUCCAUGUAAAAAUUUCGGUGAUGGUAAUCCACAUAGUGUUGAAAGAAAAGCAUGUAAUCAUAUCACGGCAGGGUUACAAUACAUUAAGGACAUUCCAAAUGGUGCUGCUGCCAAGCAGUCUAAUGUUCAAGACAACCAACUGCUCCAACAAGCAGUUGGUUGUAUUGCUCUUAACAUGUACGCAGAUAAAAUAAUUAAUGAAGCGAAAGAUAUAUGUCCCAUUGAUGAAUCUAAAAUACAAGAUAUGUUUGAUCAAUGGAAUGAUCGAAAUAAAAGUUCUUCGCCUUCUCCUCCAUGUAAUGGUGGUGGUGGUAAUAAUAAUGUUUGUUUUAAAUGCACAAGACAACCAAAUUUUAAGGGUUGCGAACUAAGUGUUGACAGCUCUUUGAUUAAUACACCAACAACACCAUCACAACCAAAUGCAAAUUGCAAUACUGGCGCAACUAAAGUGAAGAAUCAAAUGGAAGGUCUCCUCAACAACGAAGACAAAUCAAACACCAACUCCAUUAAAUCCAACAUAACGACCACCUUAUCUACUAUCACUAACAUGACCACUUCUUUCUGUACUCAACUCCAAUGCGCCAUUAAAAAAAAACUAAAGAACGAAGGAAAAUUUUCAAAUGGAAGGACACCAUCUUGGAAAAAGGUCGAAAGUGACGCCGAAGGCGUAUUAACGCAACUUCUAAAUUAUAUGACAAAGUCGGAUAAUCAGAAGGACCUUGCCAAAUAUUGCAAUGACAAAGACGCUAAUUGGAAGAAUUUAGGCACUAAAGAAAAACAAACAAAUAAAGCAGCUUGCUUGCUUUUUGCUGCAGGAUUAAAACACAUUUAUAACCAACAGAAGGGCAAUGUUAAUGGCCCAUCGUUUGGACAAACGAUGGGUUGUUUAUUUCUUAAAGAAUAUGCAAAACAAUUGAAAGACUUGGCAAAAGAUAAGAAAAGAUAUGAAGUACAUCCUAGAUGUAGCGUACAUGAGGGCAUAGAUCACGCUUUCAAACAAAGUAAUGCCAUUAUGAAUGCAACACCUCCAUGCAACAAGAAUGUUAAUAAAGACUGUUUUGUAUGCAAUAUUGACGAAGGUUAUGAUGGUUGCAAAAUUGGCGAUGACAAAAUAGAGGAAAAAGUUGAACCAAUGCUAAAAGGCAAUCCAACGAACAAAAACCUAAUGGAUGAAACACUAGCGAAUACACUUUGUCCCAUCCUUCUUACGGAUCUCCUUACCCCUUUUCUUCCUUUGGCUCCUGUCUCUAUUGGCCUUUCUGCUAUGGCUUAUUACCUUUGGAAGUAUUUUGGUCCUCUUGGUAAAGGAGGACAACGUUUCAGAAGAUCUCCUACUGAAAUUCCGGGUUCAUCAGUACAGGAACAAGUCCUCGAUCAUGUGCAGCCAGAUAGUUCACAUGAAUAUCAAUUGGUGAAGGAACGAAAACCCCGUUCAGCUCCAACAAGAACGAAACGUUCUGGUCCCGUGAAUCGCCGCACGAUUAUUGAAAUUCAUUUUGAAGUGUUGGACGAAUGUCAAAAAGGGGACACACAAUUGAACCAGAAGGAUUUUCUGGAACUUUUGGUUCAAGAGUUCAUGGGAUCCGAAUUAAUGGGAGAAGAACAGGUUCCUAAGGAAGAAGUUCUUAUGGAAGGUGUUCCUUUGGAACGAGUUCCUAUGGAACGUGUUCCAAGUUUAGCUUCCGGGUUUAUGGUUUAG